GAAAUAUUACUAAUAUUUAAAAUGGUAUAACCAAAAACAUUUAAUAAUCCUAAAAGUUUUAUAUCUGAAGAGGAAACUUUAAGAAACAUGAUGGACAUAAAUUGUUCAAAUGGAGUUUACGAACUCCUCUCUGAAUUAUGCCGGAAAACUGCUUCCUCAUAUACUUCUCAUAGCCGUACAUCACAAACUGUUCUUGCAUCUAAAAUGAGAUCCUUGUCCUACGAAAUAAUUUUGAAAAAGUCUACUUUAAGUAUUCCGAACUCACGAAACGAGCCAAUUGUCGACUUACUGUCGUAUUGUUUUGUGGCUCAAAAUAACGCAAGCAAUGUGGCGGAAUACAAAAGGUCUGUAGAAUUUAAGAAUCUAAUUAAUAAAAUAUAUAAAACUGAUUUUGAGGACUACAAAGAACAUUUCCAAAAUGUUUUGAGACUUCUCAUAUGCUUACAAAACACAAGGAAGCCAGAUUUGGAAACUGCUAUGUUUCAGAGACCUUUCUCAUUUGGAGCCCUUGAUGAUAUGUUACCAAAGCCACCAAGACAAGCAUUUGGUUCACCCCAGCCUUAUUCGUAUUAUCCUUCAUUUAUUUUUGAGUUGCCAUAUACAAUUAAAAAGGAAGCAAUGGUUCCGGAUAAUGAGAAAUCCUACACAGCAUAUACAGUAGAAAGUUUUAAUUCUAAAUCAUUUAUUCCAGAAAAAACAAAUUCUGAAGUACCAGGACUGUAUGAUAUUAAAUCUUUUAUGAGGCCAAAUUCCCUGAGAUCAUACUCAUCCACUGGCUUUGAAUCAUAUACAGAUAAUAUCUUAAAUAUUCCCAAAUUAACAGCACCAAGAGAUUUGGAGAUACCCAGCACUAUUGGAUCUUUGGGUUCUAAUGUGAAAGUAUCAUUUCCAUCUUCUAAUGCUGGUUGUACAGUAGAAGAGAUGUACAGAGCUGAUAAAAAUACUGUUGAUAUUUGGGAAAUUGCCACACAAGUAGAUAAAAAUGUACCUGCAAAUAUAUGGAAUAUUGUAUCAAAAAUGCCACUUGUGAAUGAAAGACAAAUAAUUGCUACAUCGACAAGAGAAGUUGCUUUAUGGAAAAAAGUUAAUAAAGCACAAUUACCUCAUUUAAAAGUUAUAAAUGAGAAACAAUUUAUAAGACAUAUCAAAUAUUUAAUAAUUGGCAUUGAAACAAGUUCAUUUCCAUUUAGUGAAGAAUCAAAUUGCUUUUAUAUGAAAGAAAAUUUAGUACUUGAAGGAAUUUCAAAGGAACGCCUAAAGGGUUAUGUCUCGGAUUUGCUUGUCGUUGGAACUUAUUACAAAAGGUUAAGUCAGUUUGCGUUCAACCAAACUGUUGAUGAUAACUUUCAAAGCAAAGGACUUGUUCAUGAGGCUGCACGUGAAGUGAUCAGAAGAUAUCUGUUAGACUUUCGUCUGUUAGCUACGGAGGUGUAUGAAGAUUGUAAAGACAUGUCAGAGGAGUUGAAUUGUAUGCCGACAUUAUUGGAUAUUUUACAUCACAUUGAGCCAUUAAAAUACGAGAUUGAAACUAUCGCUUCCAUUUAUAAAAUGAUUGAUUCAGAAACAAAAUCAACAAUUCCUUAUGGCGCUGAACUAAUGUCAUAUUUGUUCAAUGAAAUAUCACUUGACUUGACUCACAAAACUACCGCAUUGACAUUAUUCAAUUCACUAUUCACUGUCUGCAAAGUUUACUUUAAAUUUAUAGAAAGAUUUAUAUUUGAAGGUGAACUGGACGAUAGAUUCAAUGAAUUCUUUAUUAAAAAAGACAAUCAAUAUGUUAAUUUGCGAUCUAAACGUUACUGGGAUAAAGGUUUUUAUAUAACACUAAGUGUGGCUGUGCCAGACUUUCUGCGAUCACUUGCCAAGUAUAUACUGCUGUGUGGAAAGUCUUUAAGAUUAUUAAAACUGUGCAAUCCUAGUGAUCCUCUAGUUGUCCUCAUAUCAUCUGAUCACCCCACAGUGAAAUGUUGUGCCAGUUUUGAAGAGUUGGAGCGUCAACAGCAAGUUCUAGAUGUAUACAGAACGAGAUGUCUGUUUGUCAGCGGGGAACCGGUCACAUUCGAUCAGAUUCUACUAAAGAAAGAAGCUGAAAGGAAAGCUUUCACGGAAAUGGCGUCGUUGAAACAAGCAGAAACUAUGGAAAAGAUUAUAGCGGAACGUAAAAGAUUAGCACAAUUAAUAAUAGCAGAAAAACAACAUUCACUGAGAGUGCUCGAAGCUGCAAUGGCGGAGGCUAAAGCCGCCAAGAAUAAAGCGAAACAGCGCGAAAGGAAACGAUAUGAAUUGGAAGAAGCCUUGGAAAAGGCCACAGAAGAAGUUGAUUCCAAGUUGAAGGAUGAUGAAAGGAAUAAAAUAAUGGAAUAUUAUUCGAAAUUAAACAUGGAAGUGGAAAAGAGCAAAUUACACACGGAAUGGAAAAUAAAAAGACUUCAAUUAGAUCAAAGCAGAAUUCAAUUACUCUCUACAGAAGAGAGGAAUUUAAAGAGAGAGAAAUUAGAACUUGAACAUAAAAGAAAUGGUGAAAUUAUGGAGAUGUCUAUUGAAAGUCUAGAUUUAAAAUCUGAAAAUACUGAAUCUGGACAAAGCGACAACAAUCAGUUGGAAUUUAAAACACCGGAUUCAAUGCGAUCUAUGGAAAUAAACGAAAACGAAUGUAGUUCGAAUACCAUAGAUAAUAAUCAAAAUGUAGAUAAUACGAAAAAAGCAAACGUCUUGAAUAUAAAUAAAACAGAUUUAGAAGAUAAAUGUGAUAAUAAAAAAGCAUUAGAUUCUCAAGGCAAUAUAUUAAAUGUCGACAGUGAAAAUAAUAGAGACAGGAGAGACUUUACUACAUCUAGUAAUAUUAUUGGUGGUAAAUUAGAUUCUGCGAUAGAUAAUAAAACAUUUAUGAAUAUGAGAGAGGAAGCUUUGAAAAAUAAACAAAAAGUAAUGUGUCACGAAUUUUGUCAAACUGAUGACGAAAAUAAUGAAAUGAAUUUACCCAUUAUUCAGUUAACUUCGGUUGAUGAGGAAAAUAAUGAUUUGUCAGCAUUUUCGGAAGCGAAAAGGAAUAAAUUGAAAGUAUUAGGAACGGAAUUUGGUAUGGAUGAAAAGAUCAAAGAAGCAAUAGUACCGAAAACGGACGCACAGAAAGAAGCUUUGAUAAAUAAACGGAAAGUUUUAGGUGUCGAAUAUAAUCUUCCUUUAGAAAAUAUACAUAAAAAAGAACCAGCUAAUGUGGCUCAGGAGGAGGCGGUACAGAAUAGAAAUAAGAUAUUAGCAUCAGAAUAUAAUACGAGAUUAGUAAAAAUAAGUAAUCAAGAAAGUGGUAGAAAAGCAAAAUUGACUUUAAAUUUGAAGCCAUUUGUUGAAAGUUCAGAUCAUUUAGCACCUAAUACUGGAACUAUCACACCAGGGGAUUUUUUUCCACAGCUCGAUCUUGAAACACCAACAACUGGAGAUGUGCCAUUAGACAGUGGCUUGACUUGUGAUAUAUUUACACCGAGAAGUGAUGGAAAAGAUAUAGAUUCAGUCAAAGUUAAAUGUGAUAAAGAUUAUUUAACUUCGGAAGGAUUUGAUUUUUCAAUAAUAGUUGAUGAAGAGACGGCAGCAUCAGAAGAUACAACUGAUGUAGCCAUAGAAGAGACAUCAGAUAUUUCCCCAUCUAAAGUAUUAGAUAAUUCUAUAAUAAAUAUAAAGAACAAAUACUCAUUUUACAACUUUAUAGAUGGAUCUUACAAUUUUGAUACAUUUGACCCAUUUGGAGUUAAAAAUUUACAAAAUUAUUCCAAAAAUUAUUUUUCAAAUGAAAUGAAUAAAAAUGUUAAACAAUCAUUUUACACCGAUCCAGCCAUUAUUAUGGAAGAAGUGAAGAAAAAACCCUUUCAUAACAUAUUUGUAUCUAAUUUUAUAUCAGGCGAGGAAAAGGAAUCGAAAAUAUCGACUAAUAAUAUAGCAACACUGACAGCUUGUCUCCAAAGAUCUGUAAUGUUGCCAUUAACCUAUCAAUUAGAAGUUGUUAAUAAUUCUAUUUUAACACAUUUUCUUGUUAAUUUGGAUAUGUACGAACAUUUGAGAAGUUUGAAGGACUACUUCUUUUUAAUGGACGGGGAAUUUUCUAGAAGUAUUUGUCACAAUCUUUUUACAAAAUUAACUAAAACGUUGAAUCCUCAAGAGUUAUUGAAUUUUGCAACACUACAUAAUAUACUUGAUAAAGCUUUGGGAUCUUCUAUAUCACAUGUGCACAAAUUCUCAGAGAAUCUAUCAUUUACUAUUGCUGAGUCACCGCUCAGUUUCCAGCACAGCUCACCAGAUGUACUGCAAUGUCUCUCUCUCACAUAUACCGUCAGUUGGCCGCUCAAUAUCAUACUGUCUCAGGAAGCUUUGCUCCGAUAUGCUAAAGUAUUUCAGUUCCUAGUCAAAAUGAGACGAGUUUUCUGGGUAUUGAGUGAAGAUUUUGAGUCUCUUAAACUAUCUGCGAAAUUAUCACGGGAACAUUCUAGAAAAUUGUUAAGAUCACCUCAAUAUAUAUCUAUACAGAUAUAUCGCCAUGUUAUGGCUUCACUUAUAAGAGCUCUAGACAAUUAUAUUGUCACAACUUGCAUUUUAACUUCGUGGACUGAAUUUGAAAAUGAUUUGAAAAAAGCAAGGACUUUGGAUGAUCUUUAUGAAUGUCAUGUCGUUUAUAUAAAGAAGGUGUUAUUUAGAUGUCUACUAAAUAACAGAUCAACUCCAGUUAUGAAACUAUUGAAUGAUAUAUUUACUGUUAUUCUGAAGUUCAGUCGAGUACUAAAAGCUGGUGAAUGGCAACAGAAUGAAUUCAAUGGAUCCUUUACGCAUACAAAUUACAUACAACUAGAAGAACUUUACCAUUUAUUUGAAAAGUUGGCCAAAUAUCUUCAUAAAGUGGUAACAAAAUUAAUGGAAUGUGGAUAUCAACGUCAUUUAGUAGAAUUACUAACUAUGGUCAAUUUGAACGGAUACUAUGAUCCUGAAAAAUCUAAGGAAGAUAAUACAAAUGCAACUACUAAUUAAAUAUAUUCAUUAACUAGCUUUUGCACGCGAUUUCGUUCUCGUGGAAU
Molecule: messenger RNA, 5060 nt
Organism: Papilio machaon (common yellow swallowtail)
Lineage: Eukaryota; Metazoa; Arthropoda; Insecta; Lepidoptera; Papilionidae
Gene: Grip163
Exons: 16
Coding region: 88-5013 (1641 amino acids)
Biological process (GO): spindle assembly; cytoplasmic microtubule organization; microtubule nucleation
Cellular component (GO): centrosome; equatorial microtubule organizing center; gamma-tubulin complex
Molecular function (GO): microtubule minus-end binding; gamma-tubulin binding
Source: RefSeq, a predicted model, not a curated record